AUGCGACCCCGAAAGCGACCACGUUUGUAUUUCCACGACUCUGCCACGCCAGAACCGGACGCCGAACUCGAGCAUGCAAGACAGAGGAACGACGAUUUGCUGAAAUCUCGCUGGGAAAACAUAUUCAGGAAAUACGGCAGGGACUUCACGGGUAUUGCUGACGAGAUCGGCGUCAUUAGCGGUGAGGUGGAGAUAGACAAUGGCCAUAUCCAGUCUAUGCAGUACGAGUGGGAAACGAGCGAAGAGCAGAAUGUUAAUUCCAGCUUCGAUGGAAAGAGGAUGUUACGAGCUAUGACUGAGGUCAAUUCUGAAGGCUCAACGCCUGUCUCUGUUGAAGACGAGGUUCUGGAGAGCAUCGAGUCUAUUGCAGGCGUUGCUAUGCUGAGUGACGUUUCCUCUGAAGAUAGUUUGUUCCUUACUGAGUCACGGGCACUAUCGCUCGAGCACGAUGAGCUCUCGCAAGAGUAUUACGAAGAGCGACAUGGUACAGCUAGCAGCCACGGCACCGACGACUUAGAAAACCUACCGCUCCAGCCUCGCACUGCACGAUCGCCGAGCCCAGAUGACCUGUUCGAUACUCAACGCGACUCGAGUGCUGCGCAGAGGACUUCCUCCCUUACCGUCUCAGAGUUCGAAACACCCCCUACCCCUGCACCGGCUGCCAGCAUCUACAAAUCCACCAUUAGAGCUGAGGUCAGACGCAUCCUAGAGGAAGAGAGGGGGCACCAGAUGGAAAUGGAGGAGGAAAUGAUCGAACCCGCAUGGAGGAUACCUGUACGUCUACCAUCCUCCUCCAGAUUAUUACCUAGGAUAGUCUCGACCGAGAGAAGUCCGAGCGAGUGGGAGAACGAGACGACCUCUGCUCUCGAUCCCUCAAGCUGGGCAGGCCUAUCACGAGCUCAACAGUCCAAGCGACAGGCCGUUAGACCACAAAAACGCAGGAGAUUUAGAGAUGAAUCCGAGGACCCAUUACAAGAGGGCUUCUCGUCCGAACCAGAAACGCAAUCACGUGCUGUGUCUCGCGAUAGAUCAGCACAGUCACCCUCAACAUCAGCCUAUUUUGAAGCACAGCUUAGGCAGCGAUCCGAAACACAGACGACGUCUCGACAGAGUUCGAGGCAGAUGUCAUCAACUCCAUGGCCAAUCGAGUCGGAGAGACCAGAUCCGGCGUCGCUAUCCAGAAAAGUCUGGAACAUGGACGAUGCUGUUGCUACUGUGGAAACACGUACAGCCUACCAUGUUGACUACGGUUCUCAUCGGCGUGGUAUGCAUUCUGCGGUCACGCCAAGACACAACGAAGCUGCUGUUCCCGAUUGGAGUCCUGAAGAGGAGUCUGACAACGACGGCUGGAUAUACGACCAGGAGCCAAACCCGUCAAGCAUCAAUCGGAGGAGUCGAUACCUAUCUGAACAGCCUGAUCCUCAGUCAGUGCUUGGCGACAUGUCUGUCGAAUAUGCAGGUAAAUUUACGUUGGAUACUCAAAAGAGAAGGAGCAGCAGGCGUUCUGCCCCUCGUCUCCGAUUCACGGCUCCGGAAUCAUCACAAGACAAGAGCAAUCACCCAUGGCAACAACCCGUCACACGUUCUGGCAAGCCGCUUGGCAAAAAGUCUUUGAAACAAAGAAAGGUUAACUCGGUAAAAUUCGUCGAAUCAGCGACAAGUCUGAACGAGACAUUGGCCGAGCCAAGUUAUGUCGAGCAAUGUCCUAACCCAGAUGACCCAGUCGUGAAAGAGAUAGAGAGACAAAAAGUCUUCAAACCGAUGAACGAGGGUAUCUGUUACUACUGCAAUGGUAACCACCUCGACAAGAACGGAGUCGGCGCGCACUGGGACAGAGUUCUGACCAAUUUCGCUGUGCGGACGCUCGACGAUGAGGAUCCACACGAUAUCGAGUUCAUUCAUGCUGUCCGAUCCAAGGUGGAGCGAAGGACGCGCCCGGCCAAAACCUGCGUUGCUGACUUCAAAGCAAUGAUACAGUUGCAUGAGGGCAGUGGCAUGUCUUUCAAGGAUAUCGUUGCAUCCCACUUACUGAUCACUACCAAAGGUGCCGACCGACUUCAGAGUGAAUAUGACGUGUACCGCCAGCCAGCGCAAACACCGCGUCAAUGGACGACCGAAGAAGUGGACAAGCUCAAAGAGCUCGUGAAUAGGCAUUUGACCACAGGAAACAAGCAGAUCACUAUAAUCAGCUUGUAUAGACAAUCAAAGCUACCCAAGACAGUGACCUUCGUUGACCUUGGCAAUAAGCUGGCUGAGAUCUUCCUAGAGGAAUAUGCCACGAGCGGUGAGCAGUUUAUUGAGGAGCUUCGAACGUACAGGAGUCGCUCCUGGAGAUCGAACCCGACAGAUGGCGAAGGACAGGCUGGGGCCUCUGUUGUUGAUCCUGCUCUGACUGACACUAUUAAGAAGGAGUCGGCUCAGGAGCCAGUGGUGACCUCUCAUGCUAUUGAAAUCGCUGUGCAGGACGAUCAGGCAACGUAG
Molecule: messenger RNA, 2481 nt
Organism: Lithohypha guttulata
Lineage: Eukaryota; Fungi; Ascomycota; Eurotiomycetes; Chaetothyriales; Trichomeriaceae
Exons: 1
Coding region: 1-2481 (826 amino acids)
Cellular component (GO): nucleus
Molecular function (GO): histone binding; protein heterodimerization activity
Source: RefSeq, a predicted model, not a curated record